Sardina pilchardus (European sardine) is the source of this 3408-nucleotide messenger RNA. RefSeq names its product sorting nexin 5 (gene snx5). Gene Ontology annotation, cellular component: endosome. Gene Ontology annotation, molecular function: dynactin binding; phosphatidylinositol binding. Lineage: Eukaryota; Metazoa; Chordata; Actinopteri; Clupeiformes; Clupeidae. Gene Ontology annotation, biological process: retrograde transport, endosome to Golgi; pinocytosis. The record is from RefSeq and is a predicted model, not a curated record. The coding region runs from base 132 to 1331 and encodes 399 amino acids. The transcript is spliced from 13 exons.
AAAUAAGUGAAAAUUAGGCCGACGGAUAGGUUGAUAGGGAUGAAAACGUAGGAGCUGGUGAAUGGCCAGUGGAAUUGUAAAAUUUGUAUCUGAAACCUUUUGAGGAAGUACCCUAGUCGAACUUUUUCACCAUGACCUCAACUACAGAAGAAAAUGAUAAAGAGAAGCUCCGGUCUGUGUCCGUGGACCUGAACCAUGAUUCCUCCCUUCUCAUUGACAUUCCAGAUGCCCUUUGUGAGCGAGAUAAGGUCAAGUUCACUGUCCACACCAAGACCACGCUCAGUUCCUUUCAGAAGCCGGAUUUCUCUGUGUCGCGCCAGCAUGAGGACUUCAUAUGGCUUCACGACACGUUGGUGGAGACGGAGGAUUAUGCUGGUCUCAUUAUCCCCCCCGCGCCCCCAAAGCCAGACUUUGAGAGUCCGAGAGAGAAGAUGCAUAAGCUGGGGGAGGGGGAGGCCACUAUGACCAAGGAGGAGUACACCAAGAUGAAGCAGGAGCUCGAGGCAGAGUAUCUGGCUGUGUUUAAGAAGACGGUUCAGGUGCAUGAAGUCUUCCUGCAGAGGCUCUCCUCCCACCCGGUCUUCAGCAAGGACAGAAACUUCCAGAUCUUCCUGGAGUACGACCAGGAUCUCAGUGUGAGGAGAAAAAAUGCCAAGGAGAUGUUUGGUGGUUUCUUCAAGAACAUGGUGAAGACUGCCGAUGAAGUCAUCAUAUCAGGGAUUAAGGAAGUGGACGAGUUCUUUGAGCAAGAGAAAACUUUCCUGCUCGAUUAUUACAGCAAGAUCAAGGACGCCACUGCCAAGGCGGAAAAAAUGACACGCUCUCAUAAAAAUGUUGCUGACGACUACAUUCACGUCUCUGCGACUUUGAACAGCAUGUGCGCAGAAGACAACACCCUCUUGAAAAAGCAUCUGGAGAAGUUUUCGGAUCUGUUGGAGAAGCUAAGGAAAGUGGAGGGCAGAGUUGCGUCAGACCAGGAGCUGAAACUCACCGAGCUGCUGCGGUAUUACCUGAGGGAUAUCCAGGCUGCAAAGGACCUGUUGUACAGACGUGCGCGAGCCCUGGCCGACUAUGAGAACUCCAACAAGGCCCUGGACAAGGCGCGGCUGAAGGGCAAAGACAUCGCCCAGGCCGAGGAGACCCAGCAGCAGUGCCUCAAGAAGUUUGACAAGCUCUCGGAGUCGUGCAAGAAAGAGCUGACGAGCUUCAAGGGCAGGAGGGUGGUGGCCUUCCGCAAGAACCUGAUUGAGAUGGCCGAGCUGGAGAUAAAGCACGCCAAGAACAGCGUGUCUCUUCUCCAGGGCUGCAUUGACAUGCUCAACAGCAACUGAUCAUGGGGCUUUGGUCACCUUCCUUGACCAACCUCGUUUAGAAGGGAACCUGGACCAUUUUUUGCCCUGAUAGGGUUAAAAAAAGAAACCACUUUGGCGACCUGCACAAGAGCAGCUGACAAGGCUGCCUGGUUGUUUACAGACCCACUCCCCACCCCCCACCCCCCCCACUUAUUUUGUCUGGCUUGUUUGGGGCAUGUCUCUGCUCGGUUGUGCAUGGGAUUGAAAAUGACCUUAGAGAACCUGAUAGCAACUAUUGUCUUUUUCCAUAUCUCAGAUGUGUAAUGGCCCCCCAUUUCAGCUGUCCUUCUCAAAUGCCUUCAUUUGUUGGCAUGCUUAUGCAUUUUAUGUGUGUGUGGAAUGGUCUUUCUCUUCUUUCUUUUUUUUGUUUUUUGACUAAAACCUCUUGCUUAUCUAAGCUCGCAUAGUGUGAGUCUAAGAGUUUGCAGAGACAACCUGCCAAACCAUUCACCGCCAGCGUUUCGCUGCAGACCACUGAACCUGAACGAGUUUGAGAAGUUUUUUUUUUUUAAUGCAGUGCAUUUGCUGCUCUUCCUGACUUCUCCGGGGUGACAUUUUUCUUUCAUGACUAAAGUGUUAUCGAGAGACAGCUGGUCAACUGCUGCUGUUUCAAAGAGUAUAAUACGCCAGAAGAAGUCAAGCAGUGGUUUUAUAACUGUGUAACCGUGCUAUUGUUGAAGGGGUGAGCAGGGAUGCUCUGACAUUCGUGCCUAAGAGUAAGGUUUCUUGUCCUCUCGGUUGGAGUAUGAUUGCAGCUGCGCUAGGCCUAACCACGCUAAAAAUGAUUGUUGAAACUCAUCCAUCACACACAAACAGAAGAUCCGGAAUUCUGUGUGACCACAGGAAUGCUGACCUGGAAUUAUGGUCUCAGUCCGUCUCGUUGCCUCCUCGAGCACGAGGCCAAGCCCUUCCCAUCCUUACUAGUCCACGGCUAUUCCUGAGAUCGCGCUGCCGUUUUGGUCCCACAGGCCGCGGCCUGCUAAAAGGAUCUCUCUCUCUUUCAGCAAGAUGAUUGGCUCCAGUCAGCCACAGAUGGUUUUCCAGCAGUGGUGUUUAGUGUGUGUAUGCGUGUGUGUGUGUGCAUGCGUGUGUGCGUGCAUGCAUGUGUGUGUGUGUGCGUGUGUGUGUGCGCGCGCGUGUGUGUGUGUGUGUGUGUGCAUGCGUGUGUGUGCGUGCGUGCGUGCGUGCGUGCGUGCGUGCGUGCGUGCGCGCGUUUUGUGUGUGUGUGUGGUGAAUCAUGCAGAAUCCAGCAGUGGUGUUUUGUGUGUGUGCGUGCAUGUGUGUGUGUGUGUGUGUGUGUGUGUGUGUGGUGAAUCAUGCAGAGUCAGCCCCCCCCCCCCCCAACCCCAACCCCAACCCCAACCCCCCCUCUCUGUUUUUCUGUCCUACUACCCCAGUCUGGACACACAGGCAUGCAGAAGAGUUAGCCAGCCGUGCUCUCACAAGUCCAGCAGAGAACACUCUCUUUUUCAGCUGCCCUGCGCUUCUCACACCGCGGGUUGGUCAACCGCGGCAGGUGCCUGUAUACUCUUGCGAAGUGAAGACGGUGAUGGCAGUGUGACCUGUGACCCCAACCCUCUCGCGCACUUACAUGCUUUUUUUUAUACGCCUACUAAUUAUGCUCCGCUAGCUCCUUGUGGUAUAAUUUGUGUACCCUUUUGCUCGUCAUUGUAACGCUAUACUUGCCUUUCUUUUUACCAGACUAAAAGUAAGAUUCAAGCUUUCGCUUUGUUUUAUUUGUAUUGUUACUGAUGCAAACGUUGGUCUUACGGAAGACUAAUGGUUGAAUAUGUCAAUAGUGGACCAAAAGAGUUUAUAUUGUGAUAUGACAGAAGAUUUUUGGAGGACAAAAAAAGCAAUUUAUACACGAACCACUGAAGCAAUAAUGCAAUCAUGGCCAGGUCUAGUAGCUGAAAAAGAAAAAAAAAAAAAGAUUUUUGAUAAUUGAAUGUAUUUGUAAUGGAAUGCAAAUAUCUUUUCACGUGGGCUUCUCCUUUUUCGAAGAGGAACCCAGCGAGAAUUGCAAUAAUGACAUUAAAAGAUUCCUACUGCCUCA